AUGCGAUUGUCUUCAUUAUUCUAUCGAUCGUUCAAAGUAGUAAAUCUUGGUAAAUUGUCAUAUGUCGAAGGAUUGCAGCAGCAAAAGAAAUUUGUUGACAUCGUAAAGAAAGGAAGGGAUCAAGAAACGAAUUUGAAUUUUCUUCUGGCUGUGGAACAUACUCCCGUUUAUACCGUAGGCAUUCGAUCGAAACUAUAUUCUAAAAAAGAAGAAUUAAGGUUAAGAGCGUUAGGCGCAGAUUUCCACAGUAUCAUCAACUGCUACUCACCAACAUCAGCAGCUGAUGAAUCCGAAAUGGACGCGUUUUACGAGGAGCUGGAGGAAGUGAUCCGUAACGAGAAGUCCUUCUACAGAUUCGUUGUCGGAGACUUUGACGCAAAACUAGGGAAGGCUGCAGAAGAGGAAUACAGGAUAGGAAGAUUUGGACUAGGGGACCGGAAUGAAAAUGGCAAUCGUCUCGCCGGGCUGUUGUCCGCCGCUAGCCUCUCAUAA
Necator americanus (New World hookworm) is the source of this 492-nucleotide messenger RNA. RefSeq lists its product as uncharacterized. The record is from RefSeq and is a predicted model, not a curated record. The transcript is spliced from 3 exons. Gene Ontology annotation, biological process: chromatin remodeling. NCBI's taxonomy places the organism in Eukaryota, Metazoa, Nematoda, Chromadorea, Rhabditida, Ancylostomatidae. The coding region runs from base 1 to 492 and encodes 163 amino acids. Gene Ontology annotation, cellular component: nucleus.